Fibroporia radiculosa is the source of this 600-nucleotide messenger RNA. RefSeq lists its product as uncharacterized. The record is from RefSeq and is a predicted model, not a curated record. NCBI's taxonomy places the organism in Eukaryota, Fungi, Basidiomycota, Agaricomycetes, Polyporales, Fibroporiaceae. Gene Ontology annotation, cellular component: membrane; mitochondrion; cytoplasm. The transcript has 9 exons. The coding region runs from base 1 to 600 and encodes 199 amino acids.
AUGGCAUCUUUCCUUGCAGCAUUCAAUGCGUCCCUCGUCCGUAGGCCGAUGCUCACGCAAUGUGUCUCGUCCGGGGUUAUGUUCGGAGUCGGCGACAUACUCGCUCAGCAGGCGUUCGAAAAAAAGGGCAAGAACCACGAUCUCGUACGGACCGCGAGGGCAGCGUUCUAUGGAGGGGCGCUUUUUGGUCCUCUGCUCACUAAAUGGCUGCAAGUCCUCAACCGGCUGCAGGUCGCAUCACCUGUGAAAUCCGUCAUCUAUAAGGUGUACCUGGACCAAACCGUGUUUACACCAGCGGUGGUUGGAUUCUUCUUUGCGUCGAUGACGCUAAUGGAAGGGAAGACGAUCGCUGAUGCCCAAGAACGUCUCAGUAACUCCUAUGUACCCACUCUGCUGCGCAACUGGUGUGUCUUUGUGCCGACGCAAAUAAUCAACUUCACAUUUGUACCACCACACAUGCGCUUCCUUACAGUGGGCGUCGUUGCCCUGUUCUGGAACUCGUACCUUAGCGCUGUCAAUGCGAGGCAAGCUCGUUUGGCAGAAAGUCUCGUGGAAAAGGUUCAUGAAACCGUGAACACAUCUGAGUUGACAAUAGCAUGA